AUGUGUUUGAUUCUCCAAAACAAUUUAGUAGCUGGUAGCAAGAAAGCUCUCUCGAUGACGUCAUCGUCGAAGUUUGAACUGAUCUGUAUAGUCCUGCUUGGACUAGGCCAUAUGUUUGUGUUCAUAGGAAAUGACGCACAGACAUUUCUCGUCGAAUCUGUGACACAUUCUGUAAAUGCUCGUCAGCCUGAUCGAAUAGGCGCACAUGCAGGAUAUUAUGGGCAAGCAGUAUGUUUUGUUGCUUUCAUGUUUGGCUGUCUGUUCACGCCAUCCAUACUGCCCGUGCUCUCUGCGAAAUGGACUUUAUUUUUUGGUUCACUAUGUUUCACUAUUUAUCAUACUAGUUUCUUUUAUUUGAACAGCUACUUGUACUAUUUCUGCUGCACAUUAGUGGGAACAGGAUUUGCGCUCUUCUAUACUGGUUAUGGUUCAUAUAUGACUGCACAUUCGACGAGAAGAACUAUCGAACAGAACUCAGCUAUAAUGUGGUCUAUCGGGAACUUUUGUCUGUUUUUCUCGGCAGCACUUCUAGUGAUCAUUCUGCACUUCAACGAUUCAGCAAAUUCUUCCGCUGACAUCUCGAACUCCACGAUGCACAGCGUACAGCCUGCAAGUUCGCGUGAAUUCACUGACAGUGAUAUUGCAUUAAUGUAUGGAGCAUUUGCUGCGGUUACUGUAUGUUCAAAUAUUAUCUUCGCCCUAAUCCCUGCCCGAGAUAUCGAUGACUGUAUUGAAGGAGGGAAACCGAAGCGAUUGCUAUCAUUCACUGAGGAAAUGAAAGUGAUGCUAUCCUCUUUCGUCAAUCCAAACAUCCUACUCCUCACUCCUCUAUUCUUUCACAUCGGUGUCGUAACCGCAUUCUGGUUGGCGGUCUAUCCGACUACAUUCCUAUUCACGCAGUCGUUUACCGUUUAUACUUAUUUGCCGGCGUAUUACAGCGCCUUCGCUGGCUUAGGAGAAAUUGCAAUGGGUGUCAUCAUCACGUAUGGUUCCCGUCUAGUCAAGGAUUUCGGUUUGUCACCGACUAUGUCCCUCUCCUCAGCAACCACAAUUGUGGCUCUAGGCACUAUAGCCGCAUCUGUCCCUCAAUGGGCGACGAUCACACCGACAAAUGAACCAGCAUGGUUAAUACAACCAAGUAUCUGGCUGACACUUCUGGUUGGAUUCACCUUCGGAAUGAUUGAUUCAGCGACGAAUACUGUGCGAAACGUAGCAUGCGCUUUAGCGAUGCCUGAGGCUCGAGCGCAAGCGUUCGCCAUCUCGAAAUUCUAUCAGGCGUUCGCCAGUGCGCUUUCAAUGGUGCUCAGCUCUCGGAUGUCCAUCUAUCAUCACGUGGAACUCCUUAUUCUCACCACUAUAAUCUCAACUUUAGCUCUUGUUUGGGUCCAGAGACGAAUUAACAGCAAAACAAGCAGCACGCUUGCAUCGCCAUCUUCAAUAAAACUGCGAAAUACAAAUAUAAGUGAAGCUAAUUAG
Messenger RNA from Necator americanus (New World hookworm), 1476 nucleotides. RefSeq lists its product as uncharacterized. The record is from RefSeq and is a predicted model, not a curated record. The transcript has 11 exons. Bases 1 to 1476 code for a protein of 491 amino acids. Lineage: Eukaryota; Metazoa; Nematoda; Chromadorea; Rhabditida; Ancylostomatidae.